This is a messenger RNA of Pichia membranifaciens NRRL Y-2026, 1317 nucleotides long. RefSeq lists its product as hypothetical. Gene Ontology annotation, molecular function: protein binding. Lineage: Eukaryota; Fungi; Ascomycota; Pichiomycetes; Pichiales; Pichiaceae. Bases 1 to 1317 code for a protein of 438 amino acids. The transcript has a single exon. The record is from RefSeq and is a predicted model, not a curated record.
AUGUCGUCAGGAGAGUCCGUUCCGAUUCUCAAAUACCAGGUGCAUGAUGCGAUGCAGAACAACGACAUGAUAUUGGACCCAAGCUGUAGCGGCAGCGGUAAUCCGCACAGCAACCAGCUGCAGCAUGUUGGGAGCAGCGUGGACUACCUCGGAGCACAGCAGGCAGACGCCCACGACCUGCUACAGUUGCCUGAGUUGCCCGACUUCACACAGCGGCCUAAAACAUUGCUAACCAACGGGUUGUUUCCUGAUAGCAACGAAGGAAUGGACCAGGCUUACUCGAGCUCGACCUUCGACUCGAACUCGCCAUACAGAUAUCAACCGGAAACGGACCGUCACUCCGCGUUCAGCGAAGACCUCUCUCCUCAGCGGCCCUUCUACAGCGUUCAGACUUCAGGCACGCAGAGCAAAAACGCCUCUGUGGCCUUUUUCUCAGACGCCUUGACGGAUGAGCACACCUACAAUGAGCUACCGCUCAAUGAGAUUUUGGAUGACUUCCAGUACGAAGAUGAGGACAACUACAAUACCCUGAAAAUCGACGAGGAGAGUGACGUAGAGGGUCACUCUCUUAACGGCGACUACCCUAUUUCGAGAGCAGAGACUCCUGACAUCCACUACCAAUAUCUAGGUAAAGACAUUAACCGCUCCGAGUCACCGUUUUUGAAAAAGAAAGAGCCAGAGUACGUUACUGAGAUCCCAUCAUUUUAUUCUGCCAAUUUGAAAUAUCCUUAUAAAUCCCCUCUAGAUUAUACCGAUGAAGAGUUCGACAAGAUGAACCAUUUUGAGUUUCUUAAAGAUCUCAAGUUUGAGCCUCCGCCCUUGUUACCCGUUUAUUUGAACUCCAAUUUGUUGAACGAUUCAAACAGCAAAAAUUACAAAACCUUUCCUUACCAGUAUCAGGAGUCUACCGUUCCACAUGUCAACGAGAUUUAUCGAUAUAGAAUAAAUGAUUUGAAUUUGAUGGAUAAAUACAGCGCACACAAGCCUUCUCGGCCACUUUUGAAGCGAUCCGGAAGCUCAAACUCUUCAUGCUCCUCAACCUCGAUACAUCGUAGCAACAAAAAUGGCGGGAAAAUACGUAGCAAGCUAUUGAGAGAAAACAGCAAUAGCAGCACGAAAUCUAACAGCAGACUAAAGCACGCAGAUAAGAUGCAGUUAAUAGAGCGUAAUUUGGUUCCACACCAUGUGAUGCUUAACCAUUUGGUAACAUGCAACUUUAACAAGGAAGGCUACAUCACAAGCUCUUGUAUCACAAGAUACAAGGGGAAGUUUAUAACACAAAUCAUGUAUUUUUCAAAUGAACUCGACCAGCUCUAG